Messenger RNA from Puccinia graminis f. sp. tritici CRL 75-36-700-3, 4199 nucleotides. RefSeq lists its product as uncharacterized. The coding region runs from base 306 to 4199 and encodes 1297 amino acids. Gene Ontology annotation, biological process: siRNA processing. Gene Ontology annotation, molecular function: RNA-directed RNA polymerase activity. The record is from RefSeq and is a predicted model, not a curated record. NCBI's taxonomy places the organism in Eukaryota, Fungi, Basidiomycota, Pucciniomycetes, Pucciniales, Pucciniaceae. The transcript is spliced from 7 exons. Gene Ontology annotation, cellular component: nuclear RNA-directed RNA polymerase complex.
UCCCCCCAGUUUCCAGCAGCCUAGCUGGAAGCCACACACCAUUCUAAACCCUUACACAACUUGACCAUCAUCCCCCUUACUUAGAUAUACCUCUUAGACACCUAGCUUACAUCAAUACAUACAUACACCCCUCAUUAUACUCAUACCCCUCCCAUCCAUUCCUCUUUCCUUUGUUUACCUUCCAUCCUUGGUUGAGCAGUCUGCUGUUGUAUGCACUAGUGAGAGCUUCAUGUGCUGCUGAGUUGUACAGUACAUACUACAGCUGAGCAGAGUCCAUACAGGGGAGAGCAGAGUGGAGGGAAAGCAUGGAGAUCUCAAUCUUCAACCAUCCCACCCAGCUCACUCAGGCCGAAUACCGCCACCUCCGCAAGCUGAUCUCAGACAUCGUCCAUCAACCACCACUGCGCCCAUCAGCAGACAGCCCAGCAGCCAACUUCCAGCUCAAGGCCAUCGACAACAACAAGCCAGCCAGACUACUGACCAAGAGGAAGAGGGAACUCAGCCAGGCCGUCCAGCCCCACUGGGCCCUCACCCUGCCCACCAUCGAACUCGGCAAUGCACUCCUCGAGCUCCUCAACCAGCACUCAGCACCCAACCAGCAUGGCUUCUCUCCCCAGGUCAGCUUCCGCCAAUCCACCCUCAACACCAGGCCAUUCCACAAGACCAGGAGGCCGACCAUCAAGCGACCAGACCGGGGACUCAUCGCCAGUCUACGCAACACUCCCUAUAUCUCCCACCCUCCAGAGGUGGUUGAGGCAGAGGAGGAGGAGGAGGAGGAUGAGAAUCAGUUGAUCGAUCAACUCACCCUCUCCAACACUCCUGCCCAUCUGGCCUCCAUCGACUACGGCAGACUCACCGAUCACUCUCAGCGGGCUCUCUUCAGAUCAGAGUAUCAGAUCUGCUUCAAGGGCUUCAAAGACAGAGCCUCAGUCCUCAUCGACUCAUCCACUCCCCAGAUCAUCAUCCGGAGGGUCUACCAGGAUAGGGAGGACCAGCUCACACUGAUCGACUCGAAAACCGUCAACCGGAUCGAAGCCGAUCAUCUCGUCGUCCUGCUCUUCUUAGACUACCCACCCACCCUCCAGUCUACCCCUCAUGUGGAGGCUGCCGAAUCAAUCCGUUCCACCGUUUCGGGGAUGUCCUAUCUUAAGGCGCGCCAGGUCUUGUCCGACAACUCAGGCGAACCGUUCAUCAAAACACGACGAUCGGCUUUCGAUGAUGACCAGAUGAGGAUUGCCAGCUUUGCCUCCCAGCUCAUCAGGCUCACCUUUCUCGACGAAAGCCAGGCCAGCAAGUUCUUGGGCCAAUGUGCCAAACUUGUCGUACCCAACAGCAUCCCGAUCAGACGCGACUUAGCAUCUACCCCGGCAUACACUAGUGCUAACUUGGCCCGACUCAACAGCAUCAUGCCCGAUCUCGACUUGAUCGUCAGCUUCCAACUCGAGUAUUUGCUCUACAGCUGCCUCCUCAACCCCAUAGAAAUCGUCCAACUACGCCAAUGGGUUGUCGACUUGGACCCAGUACUUGCCGAACGGAUCCUCAUCCGUCUAGGAUCGGACUUGACUCAACAACAGCGACCUCAACCUGCCUCCGAUGAUCGCCAGGGCCAGGUGGCAUCUGGCCAUCGAAACCAGAACCUCCUGCUCUUUCCAGCUGCAUUGGCGCAUAAAUUCCAGCAUGCAAAAGCCAUGGUGGAUGUCAAGACUGUGCAGAGGUCCGAGGAACGAGUGCAAAGAGAAGGUAUCUUCAAGUGUCGGACGGUGACCAUCACACCGACGAGCUUGGUGCUCGACGGUCCGUGUGCCGAACAAGGGAACAGCAUCCUCCGGUUCUAUGACUUCAACAGCGCCUUCAUCCGGGUCGCCCUACGUGAGGAAGACGGUGCGCCACACCGCUGGGACCGCAACGUCGACCUCCCUGAAUUCUUUUCUCAUCGAUAUCGUCCCCUGGCUAACUGCCUCCUCCUUGCUGGCCGGCAAUUCGAGUUCUUGUGCUACUCCGCCUCCGCCCUCAGGUCCCACCAGGCCUGGUUUGUCUGUCCAUUCAUCCACCGUGGCGAGCUGAUCACCGCUACCAAGAUCCGCAAUCGGAUCGGAAGCUUCCCUAAAGUGAUCAACAUACCCGCCCGGUACAUGGCCAGAGUCGGACAGGCUUUCACAACAACUAGGAAGGCGGUCACUCUCCAACCUUCCCAGAUCAAAUUGAUAGAGGAUGUCGAGCGCAACGGGUCAGUCUUUACCGACGGGGUCGGCACUAUCUCUCUCUCCUUGGCGAAGAAAGUUGAACACGCACUCGCGGGCCCCACUGGAUCCAAACCACCAACCGAGCUCCAAGCCUCUUGUUAUCAGAUUCGACUUGGCGGAUAUAAAGGAAUGCUUUCGUUGGACACUACGUUGGAAGGCGAUAUUGUCAGACUUCGGCCGUCGAUGAAGAAGUUCGAGGGGGAGUCCUACACGCUAGAUAUAGCGGAGAAGUUUGACCGACCGUUUCCGGCGUUCUUGAACCGGCAAUUGAUCAAGAUACUGGAAGACUUGGGUAUCUCAGGGCAGGUGUUUUUGGAUGCGCAGGCGGAGACGGUGGCGAUGGUAGAAAACUCGCAAGGGUCGAUGAAUCAGUCGAGUUUGGUGAUGGAACGAGCGGGCUUGGGUAGUGCGGUAGAGCUACCACAGAUCCUAAAGCAACUGGGACGACUGAUGGACUCGGAUCGACCCGAGGAGAUCCGGUGCUCAUUUGUCCAGGACUCGCUCGACCUCCUGGCUGUUCACUGUCUACGUGAGCUCAAAUAUAACACAAGGAUCCCUCUCCCUGGGUCCUUCAAUCUCGUCGGCGUCGCAGACGAGGAUGGCUGUCUGCUCGAAAACCAGAUCUUCGUCCCCAUCCAACUUCCAGGACAACGCAAGUACUGCUUGAAAGGCCGUUUUGCUAUCGCUAGGUCGCCUUGUCUCCAUCCCGGUGACAUCCAGGUUGUCUAUGCUAUCGGCGACCCUCCGGUUGGAUCCCGCCGACUCGCAAGCCUUGUGAACUGUGUCGUGUUCCCAGUAAUUGGUAAACGAUCGUUACCCUCUUGUUUGGCCGGAGGAGACCUGGAUGGUGAUCUGUAUACGAUCAUCACCGAUCCGCAAAUGGUUCCUGAUUCUAGACGGAUUUAUCAACCUGGAAGUUACGAAUCUGGACAAAUGAAGACGACCGAAUCACCAUGCACGAUCCACGAUGGAAUCGACUUCUUUUUCCAUUACAUCUUGGACAAUAUCGUCGGUAUGAUCGCGAACAAACACACCAUAAUCGCUGAUCAAGCUGAUGAGGGGGUGUUGGAUCGCAAAUGUCUCGAUUUGGCCGAGCUCCAUUCACAGGCUGUUGAUUAUCCAAAGACAGGGAUGGCGGUUCCGGUGACCAAGAUACCCCGAUGCAGCCCGAAGAGGCCGGACUUCAUGUGUCCGGAAUACAUGUUUAAUGAUCAUUUGUCUGACAAGGAGAAGGCUCAGCAAGCAGAAAGGACGUACCCGUCGCCGAAGAUUUUAGGCCAACUUUUCCGGGCGAUCCCACCGGAGCAGAUCCACGCUUACCAGAAACGGGUGAUCGAUCGCGGCGGAAUGAAUCUCAUCAAGAAGAGCCGACACAUAAGCUUGGAUCCGGAUGGUUCGAUCACCUGGCGACUCAGAAACCGUCUGAUCCAGGAGAAGAUCUUACGCACUUGCGGCGAUAAGUGGAAGGAUGAGAUGGGCAGAUUGAUGGACGAGUUUCUGCUGGACAUUGACAAGAUCAGUCGGAUCGAUCGGCUCCACAAGCCGUCCUGCCCAGAACCAUCGACGGAAGGCAAUCGAAGCGAAGCGUUGACUGAGAUCGAGAUCUUGUUGGGCUUGAUUCUCAUGGACAAUGGGAAGAUGGGCAAAACGGUCAAGAAAGACUCGGUUCGGAGACUCCAAGCACAUACCGAACAGCUCUUUGGCGCCCUCAAAUCCAACAUCUCUCGCCAUCAUCUUUCGCCCUCCCCCUCUUCUCCCUUCACUCUCCAAGCUCUUCAUCCUGGCUUUCAGGCGUAUCGGUUGGACGUCAUUGGUCGCGCUUGGGCCGGCUGGAACCUCGUCGCUUCUCCGUCUUCUUCUUCCGAUCACUCUGAUCUCCAGCGUCCCUUCGGCGCUCUUAGCUUCGGAUUGGUCUGUUUUAACCUCCUGGCUUCUUGCAUCAACUUCGAAAAAUAA